AUGAAAUCUCGCCAGACAAAGAGAUCAUCAGGGCACUGUGUGUCCCAGCGCCUGACGUCAGAUGCCCCAGACCCUGCUACGUUAGAAGGCAGAGUAUCAUGCCAGGAGAGGCAGAAAGGCAAGGUCAGUGCCCAAUUACCUGCCCCGGGGAGUGGUGGAAAGGAGGGAGGCUGGCGCUGGGAUUGUCUCAGCCCCGUGUGUCUGCUCCCAGCCCUGCAGCUCCUGCUGUGGCACAGCACACUGUGGUCAGGACAGGAGGCCAUUCCCCUGGCCUCUGUCAGCUCUGUGCCACCGUCCCCACCUUUGCCCCGGACCUUCCUGCUCAAGUCCUUGGAGCAAGUAAGGAAGAUUCAGGCGAGGACCUCAGGGCUGCUGGAGCAGUUGUGUGCCACCUACAAGCUGUGCCACCCGGAGGAACUGGUGCUGCUCGGCCACUCUCUGGGUAUCCCGCAGGCUCCCCUCAGUGGCUGUUCCAGCCAGGCCUUGCAGCUGACAAGAUGCCUGAGGCAACUCCACAGUGGACUCUUCCUCUACCAAGGCCUCCUGCAGGCCCUGGCAGGCAUUUCCCCUGGGUUGGCCCCCACCUUGGACAUGCUGCAGCUGGAUGUAGCCAACUUUGCCACCACAGUCUGGCAGCAGAUGGAAAGCCUGGGAGUGGCCCCUCCUGUACAAGCCACCCAGAGCACCAUGCCAACCUUCACCUCUGCCUUCCAGCGACGGGCAGGGGGUGUCCUGGCCACUUCGCACCUGCAGAGCUUCCUGGAGCUGGUUCACUGUGCUCUGCACGACUUUGCCUGGCCCUGAGCAAGGCCCUUCCUAGCCAGUUUAUUUAUCUCUAUUUAAUAUUUAUCGUUAUUUAAGCCUACUAUUUAAAGACAGAGAAAACGGAGCUCCAAGCUUCUCGGGCCUUCUCUCCACUUCUGAGUUUUGUUCUCCUGCCUGUGGCAGUGAGAGGAAGCUCUUGUGUCCUCCUGUGGAGGGCAGGGAGGGAGACAGGUAAAUACCAAGUAUUGAUUCCUGACGUUGCUCCAGGCACCCAGUUCUGUGGCGGGACCUGAGAGAGCCACAGUGAGUUCCCGCCACUCUGAGGCACCUAUU
Molecule: messenger RNA, 1098 nt
Organism: Acomys russatus (golden spiny mouse)
Lineage: Eukaryota; Metazoa; Chordata; Mammalia; Rodentia; Muridae
Gene: Csf3
Product: colony stimulating factor 3
Exons: 6
Coding region: 1-804 (267 amino acids)
Biological process (GO): positive regulation of myeloid cell differentiation; immune response; positive regulation of cell population proliferation
Cellular component (GO): extracellular region
Molecular function (GO): cytokine activity; growth factor activity
Source: RefSeq, a predicted model, not a curated record